UCUAGGUUUGCCUUUCAUCCUCUCUUUUCGUCCUUGCUGCUCGGCUUCGUUGCUUUGCAGGAGGUGUAUAGAUUGCACGCGUCGCUUCUUCGGCUCCUUCCUGGCUAUUCGACUUCGCUCCUUCUACGACUUUCUCUCCUGUCCGAUCGGAAGUUACGACAUUUUGAUCAGAAGCAAGAACAGGAGCUCGUUAGCUGUGAAGGCUAAACUUUCUCCCUUUCGCGCGCUUAUUCGGCUAAAUCACGUUAAAUCCACCGAACCGAGGGAUUUAGUAAAUCCGGGAUUUAAACCGUAAAUUCCUAAAUUUGGGAUUUAUGAAAUCCCGGGAUUUAAAGCGCGCACAAAAACCGUUUGGCUGGAUUUAGCGUAAAUCCGACUUAAAUCCCAACAUAAUUCCGAUACCAAACAGCCCCUUAAUUUAGAAAAAUUUCGGAUUUUUCGAUGGCUCCGUUUAUACUGGCCACUAAAUCUGAGAAAUACCCUGGUGUUUCGUUAGGUUUUGCAGAUUCUUGCAAGAGUAAACUCUGCAUUUCCGUUUUGGAACAGAAAAAACCGUUUGCUUCAGUCACUAUGAGUGAAGAUAAGCCAUUUGAUUUCCUACGUGUACUGCGCGAUGGAAUAAUUGCUGGGGGAACUGCUGGAAUUGUUGUUGAAACAGUCCUAUAUCCGAUUGACACAAUAAAAACUCGAUUACAGGCAGCUCAUGGUGGAAGCAAAAUCCACUGGAAAGGCCUCUAUUCUGGGUUAGCUGGUAAUCUAGCUGGUGUCCUUCCAUCCUCGGCUGUUUUUAUUGGUAUAUAUGAACCUACCAAGCAGAAAUUGCUUAAACUGUUUCCUGAAAAUCUUAGUGCUUUUGCCCACCUGACUGCUGGAGCCAUUGGAGGUGCUGCAUCUUCUCUUAUUAGGGUGCCCACUGAGGUAGUUAAGCAAAGGAUGCAAACUAGGCAGUUCAAUUCAGCUUCUGAUGCUGUCAGGCUUAUCCUUGCUAAAGAAGGCUUUAGAGGCCUAUAUGCGGGAUAUAGUUCCUUUCUUUUGCGAGAUAUUCCCUUCGAUGCAAUUCAAUUCUGUAUCUAUGAGCAACUUCGAAUUGGAUAUAGAGUUGCAGCUAAGCGAGAGCUAAGUGACCCAGAGAUCGCUGUGAUUGGUGCCUUUGCUGGUGCCAUAACCGGAGCUAUAACUACCCCAUUAGAUGUGCUGAAAACUAGGUUGAUGACACAGGGUUCAAUAAAACAUUACGGCGGACUUCUUAGCUGCACCAAUACGAUUAUCAAGGAAGAGGGUCUAGCUGCUCUUUUCCAGGGUAUAGGCCCUAGAGUAUUGUGGAUUGGAAUCGGCGGUUCAAUCUUUUUUGGUGUUCUGGAGAAGACAAAGGCAUUGCUUGCGCAUCAAAAUUCCUCCAUAGAUAUAAAAUCUGAUUCUUUGAAGCAACAAUAAUUCAAAAAUUUUAGUCAUUCAGUUGCUGCUUGGAUCCGACAGUUCGCUUCUUUUCUUCCCGAUGAUGGUUAUCUUGAUAUCAGAGGUUUCUCUUGGCAAAUAUUAUGGCAUUUCAAGUUAUUGAUUCCAAAUUUUUAUUUUGUACUUUACUCUGUUAAGCGAGAUCAUCAGGUUUGUUUCAUUAUUCUGCAUUGGGAUUUAUAGGCUUGAGUUUGUUUAUGGCACAGUUAAAAUUUAGUUAUCAGUGGGCAUUUUUUAAGCAUGCUUUUUUCUGCUUGUUGUGGUUUGCGUGUAUGCUAAUAGUGCAGCUGGUCUGGUUUUUUGUUCGCUUAUAAAAUUAGUAGUGGAAGUUCAAGUUA
Molecule: messenger RNA, 1793 nt
Organism: Dendrobium catenatum
Lineage: Eukaryota; Viridiplantae; Streptophyta; Magnoliopsida; Asparagales; Orchidaceae
Product: S-adenosylmethionine carrier 1, chloroplastic/mitochondrial
Exons: 12
Coding region: 442-1434 (330 amino acids)
Biological process (GO): transmembrane transport
Cellular component (GO): mitochondrial inner membrane
Molecular function (GO): S-adenosyl-L-methionine transmembrane transporter activity
Source: RefSeq, a predicted model, not a curated record